This is a messenger RNA of Loa loa (African eye worm), 6348 nucleotides long. RefSeq names its product von Willebrand factor domain-containing protein. The coding region runs from base 1 to 6348 and encodes 2115 amino acids. The transcript is spliced from 40 exons. NCBI's taxonomy places the organism in Eukaryota, Metazoa, Nematoda, Chromadorea, Rhabditida, Onchocercidae. The record is from RefSeq and is a predicted model, not a curated record.
AUGAUUUACACUAUUGUUAACAUUUAUUUACAACAAGAAAUUUAUUUGAUUGUUUGUUUGGGGAAUAGUUUAGAACGUAUUGGUGCGACGUUGUUCGCUAUCACGUCAACUGAGAAACCGAAUCUUCCAGCUCUUAUAGGCUAUACUAUGAAUCGUGAACAUGUGUAUGCCACAGAAUCUGAUCGUGAUGUCUUUUUUAAGGAAAUGAGAAAAGCAACUGAUCGAUGUAUGCAUGUUUCUGAAUCGCUCAGUAGAAACAGCAAGACCAAUGAUGCACCUUUGCAAGCAGCGAUGGGGACGUAUAAAACGGAAGAGCAGCGAGACGAGAAGUUCGGCUUAGAGAGGACAUGUAAAGCUGGUAAGAUCGAUAUUAUGAUCGCUUUGGAUUCAAGCGGUUCUGUUUUCAACGUAUUCGAGGAUGAGCGGAAGUUAGCACACGACUUGAUUGAUUCUUUGGUACCAGUGACACUGAAAGAUGGACGUAUUCAGGUAUCUGUGAUGCGUUUUGCAUCUUCUGCCGAGGUGGUAAUCCCUUUUAAAAUUAGUCGAACUCCUAAUGAAAUUAUGGAAAAACUGGAUAAAAUUAAAUUCACUGGUGGCAGUACAAGAAUAGCGAAGGCUGUUGACUUGGCUCUGACAGAUUUAUCUCGUUGGCGGAGAAAUGAUGCGAUUCAGAUAUUCAUUUUGAUAUCGGAUGGAAAUGGGCAUGAACUUUGGCAUGUGGCGCAAACGGCUGGUAGAAAGCUGCAGAACGCAAAUAUCGAGGUCUUUGCUGUGCCCGUAAGUCAAGACCAUAACUUGAACGAGCUAAUCCUCUAUACAGGUGAUGCAAAGCGAGUAUAUGUAGGGGCGAAGCAAAGUCAAUUUGUUCACACCAUUUCUUCUUUAAUUAAUAAAUGUGUGCGCGCAGAAUUUUCUCGACCUCACGUAACAAACGUCACUGAGCCAAGAUUAAACGUAUUCGAAAGUGUUUCUACUACUAUCGUGAAAUCGAAGACACAAAUAACUCGAAGUAUGACUGAAAUGAAUGGAGAAACUGAACAGGAACUAUCAAAGAAACCGGUAACAAAGGUGGAACCAUCCGGCAAGGGCAAUCUAAAUUUGGAAGCCUUUGUAAAUUCAUUGGAUGAUUUGAGCUCCCCAAUUGAGAUUCCCAAUAUUCGCGGACAGUUAAUGUUUAAAGCUGAUGGUACUCCACUGCUAUCAGAUAAUAAACAGAAUGCAAAAUUGAGCAAGAACCUCAAAAGUGAACUAAUCAUGAAUGAAGCUGUAGAAAAGCAAACUGCAGCAAACAUUACUACCAAGAUCUCUCCACCAGUUUCUUAUUUGGAUCUUCUUUUCGCUAUUGAUCUCUCGCCAUAUUUUCCCGCUAAUUUGAAAAAUCAGUUGAAAUUAGUAACGGAAUUGGUUAACAAAGUAACCGACGAAGAUAUCAAUGAAGAACGGAUCCGAAUAGGCGUUGUAACUUUCACCCAAGAAGCACGAUUAGAUCUAGAAUGGGGCAAAGCGACAACCAAACCACAAGUUUUACAGCACUUCGAGUCCAUCGAAUAUGUAGCCAGUAAUUCUUCUGCAGUGACUGGAAUCACACUUGCAACUCAGUAUGCUCAGAAAUCUCGACGAUCAAAUGCUCGGCUAAUAAUUAUUCUGGUCUCCGAUGGUAGCAGUCAAGAUCUGUGGCAUUCUGUCGUACAAGCUGCAAAGAAGUUACAUGAAUUGCCAGAAACAAUUAUCUAUGCAGUAACGACCAGUAAGCAGUAUAAGUUUGCCGAGCUGGAAGCUUUUACGAAAGAUAAAUGGAAGGUUUACGUGGACGGACGUGUUAGACGAUUCAUUACUGACGCAAGCAAACACCUAAUGAAAAAGGAGGGAGAUGAAAAUGAUGAGAUCAUCGAUGCCGGAUUUUCGCCAAUUAUCGAAUCUAUCAAGGCUCAUAAUGAUCCCGUUGACCUUAUCAUUUUGGUGGACACAUCAACUCCAGCAGACCAAGAUUUCGAGGUUUCGAAAAAGUUCCUGGCAGAGUUGCUUCGAAGCUUACAAGUCAUUGACUUCCAAUCACGAGUUCGAAUAUCGCUUACAACGUUCACCGAUAAUGCUCACAUCGAAAUUGAGCUGAGAAAGCCAACAGCGAAGGAAAAUAUAUUAUAUGCUGUGGGAAAACUACAAAAUGAAUACAGCAAUGCAUCCGUAUCCGCAGCUGUAGAUGUCGCGUUAGCACAAAUAAGCGUUCCCGGUGAAGGUCCUCGACAGCGUAUUUUUGUGAUUCUCACAGAUGGUAGUACGCAAGACUCCAUGCAAACUAUCACUACAGCUGCUGCUAAACUUAGACAAACGGACGCAGAAGUGUAUGUUGUGCCGAUCACAGAAAACUAUUCGAAGGAUGAACUUUCGUUGUAUGUUGGUGACCAGGGUAUACUCAUAACUCAUCCCAAAGCUUACAAAAAGAAAUUCGCAAAUUAUGCACCUUUGAAUGACAACAAUACAGUGGUAAAGGAUUUUGUAGAAAUAGCGAGAAUGGAUGAGCCUUUUACUCAAAUUAUUGUCACGACACUUUUCAAUGAUCAGUCUCAUGUAACAAACAAACCAGACAUGAUAGUGAAAUCAAUUGCGGAAAAUGAAACACGCCAUCCGCUCUUUGACUUCGAUCUCUCUUCUGCAGAAAUCAAAUCGAAGGCUCAAAUACAAGAUCCUAACUGUCUGGUUGAUCUAAUAUUUAUUGUGGACACGUCGCAGAGCGUCGAGAAAACCUUCCAGAAACAGUUGCAAUUUGCCGUUACAUUGAUAAAACAAAUUCCGCCAUCAGCUUUCAAUAAUCGCAUUCGAGUUGCUGCAAUAUCAUUCAGUUCUGAGGCACAGAUCAAUUUUCAAUUUAAUGAAUUUAAUAACCGGACAGAGAUAUUAAACGCUUUGCUUUCUCUCACACAUUCUGGUGGAAACACGUCUUCAGUGAGUGGUAUUAAUUUGGCUAUCAAAGAAAUUCUGGAAAGAGGAAGAGAAGACGUCAGAAGAAUGAUCGUGCUUAUGUCGGAUGGUAAUAGCCAGGAUUGCUGGGAGGAUCUUUUAGAUGCUUCGGAUCGUCUUCAUGCUACUAAUACCAUUGUCUAUGCAAUUGCUGCUAAUCCCGAUUACUAUUUCAGGGAAUUAGAAGCAUACACAAGAAGUAAAUGGCUGGUAUAUGUGGAUGGUCGUGAAGGACGGUUCCUGAACGACGCUACAAUAUCACUGCUUAAAUGCCAGGAUCCCUCUACGCCAAUCUUCUCACUGCCUCCACGAAUAAAUGCGGAGGUCCUAACAGUAUUGUCUACCGAUGCGGACAAAAAGUUGGUAGAGGAAAAAGAACUGAUAAGGCGGAAAUCCUCAAUAGCAUCAAUAAGUGGAUCCUCGUGCAAAGACGACUUUGUGGAUUUAUUAUUUAUUAUCGACACUUCCACUAACACUGAAAAUGACUUCAAUUGUCAAAAGGCUUCUGCAAUGGAUCUCAUCAAAAUGAUCCCGCUAGAAGAUUUUUUGGGUCGACUGGCAGUAGCAGUAGUGAAGUUUAGCGAAACGGGGAAAGUGCACUCCGGAUUUAAAAAAAAGCAGACACCAGAGGACAUACUGUAUGAUUUGGAACGCUUAAAACAAAUUGAAGGCAAAACUUCAUUAGCUGCAGGUGUGGAGGCAGCACUGCUCGAAAUAGCUUCAAAUCAAAGACCUUCGGCUCGAUUGGUUAUCGUUAUCUUUUCCAGCGGUAACAACCGAGAUACACGGCAGCUUGCUCAGAGCGCAGCUUUGAAAUUGCGCGAGACAGGUGGAGACAUUUAUGCGGUGACCUUGUCCAAAGAAUAUGAAUUGACGGAAUACACAGGAAAUGCAGCAAAGGUAUACAUCGGUAACAGAGCGAAUAAUUUUACGAAGGAUGUUAGUAAUGUGAUCUUGAAUUGUAAAGUGAACAGAAAACUACCGGUAAAGCAUGUAUCAGUCGGAAGAUUAGAUGUCAGUUCGCUGACAGGAAGGGCUAUUUCAAAUGAAAUGAAGCAAGGAAAUAGUAGUAAUGAGGGAGGAAAGAAGCAAGUGAAUAGAAGACGGGGAUUCACUGCUCCUCUGGAUGAUAAAUCUGUGGAAUCAGCACUUGUCGCGAAGUCACUAGAAUCAAACAGAUGUAAAUAUUCGAAGAUGGACUUGGAAAUAAUUCUGGACGCAUCUGCUAGUCGUCAGCAAGUUUUCGAACAUCAGCGUGAAUUGGCUCUCUCACUUAUUGAGCGCCUACCGAUCGAUGCUGGUGAAACUCAUGUCGCGGUGGGUAUAAACUCAUUCACUUCUGUACCAACAUUACGUCAAACACUUGGUUUGGGUAGGGACAAACAGAUGGUGCGCCAUGCAAUUGAGGACAUUAAAUACAUCGGUGGAAGUACUUUUACUGCCCAAGCCGUAGAAUUAUCGGUACAGGAUUUGGAGCGCGGAAGGAGACCGGAUGCCAUACAGGUUGUUGUAUUAAUGAAUGAUGGAAUGUCGCAGGAUCCAUGGGAGAAGGUACUUGAAGCAAGUCAGCUUCUGAAAGCAACGGGUGCAAAACUUUUUGGUGUAGCUCUUGGAGAGAGUAUCGACUUGCGCGAGUUGAAACAUUAUAUCGGUAGUACGGAUCGCAUUUACAGGGAUAAUUCUACCGAAAGGUUCUUGGCAGAUGUAGUCUCAUUGCUCACCGGUGGGGAAGACUGUGGCAUACCAGCUUCUGUAAGUCUGGAAAAUACGAAGACGCCUUCGGCUGACUUCAAUAGUCAAAUCUGCAGCACUCCCAAUCUGGAUAUUAUUGUACUCUUUGACAAUACCAUUAAAAAAGCCAAUCUAAGUGAGCAGUCCAUCUCCUCCAAUCGCUACCUUCUACUAGAUGUACUUGGUUCGCUACCAGUAACAAAACGUAGCGGUCCAGUGAAAAUCUCCGUGAUAACUUUCAACAGUCAACCGCAGUUGGUCGUUAGCAUGAGUGAUCUGCAGGACAGGGAUAGCAUCUUUACCAAAGUGGAAUCAAUCAAGCCCGAAGCUGGCAAACCAUCUUAUGCUAAGGCUGUUAAUUUUGCUAUUCAGGAAUAUAACAAAAGACAUAGAGAGGACGCCCGUGGUAUGCUCGUCAUUGUGGGUGACGGAAGAUCUGAAGAUAAUUCCAAUGAACGUGAUAGUGCUAUUGAGCAUUUGCGCUCCGCGGUAGAUCUUAGCAAAUAUGCAGUGGACAGUGGUAAGUUGGUGGAUGUGGAGGUACUGUCGAAGUAUACAGGCUCAUCAAAUAAUGUGUUCAACUACGAUCGCAAUGCUGAAUUUGCCAGAGUUAUACUCAAUGCUGUUGAAGCUGCUAAUAAGGCUCGAUGUGUUCGGAUGUCAUCACAUGACAUUCAGUUUCCUACAGUAACCAUUGACGCCAACGCCCGUAGCACUUCUGAACGCAGAAAGUUGAGUGGAAAACGAAAAAAAGGCAUUGCUAGCAAAUCAGACCAGAAUUUGAAACGGUUCGAUAGUAAAAAGGUUGUUACCAAGGAAGAAACGACUGCUGUGGCGGGCGCUCGAAUUCCACGGCCAUCAGCGAAGUCUGUAAAUAGGCAGAAGAUUGCAAAGGAAAAGUCCGUCCUGGCAGUAAGCAAAGCGGAGAAACAGAAUGAAGCACUGUUGAAUGGGGAAAAUCUGAAAGACAAACAGCUGAAAGAAAUACCAGGAAGUUCACGAAGUUCUAAACUGAGCACUAUUCAAAUAAUCCCAAGUUCCAAUUUCCAUCGUCAACCUACAAGCACCACUUUCUCGCCAAACACUGCUACUAUCUUCUCACCUGGUUGCGAAAUUGACGUUAUUAUGCUCAUUGACUCAUCAGGCUCUGUGGAGAAAACAUUCAGUCGUGAAAAGGAGCUUGCUGCAGAGAUGAUAAAUCGACUUCGGAUAGGCCCAAAAAACGCACGUGUUGCGAUCGUUAAGUUUGCAGCGAAGGAGAAAGUAAAAACAAUCUGGUCAUUUGAUAAACCGCAAGAGCAGCAAAAAGUGCUACAGGCACUUCAGGAAAUUCCCUUCAGCAGUGGGACUACAGCGAUACAUGCUGCACUCUUACAGGCAGUUACAGAAUAUUCAGCAGCGAAAGGUGCAAGACCAAAACUAGCAACACCUUUUGUAAUUGUAUUUACCGAUGGUUUCGGACAAAAAGACACUAUGGAAGCAGCUACUUUGUUAAGGAAUCUAAUCCCCAGUAUAUUCGCUGUUGCCAUUAGCAGACAACACCCAGUUAAUGAAGAAGAAUUAAUAAAAAUCGCUGGUUCAAAGGACCGAGUGUUCAUAGAUAAUGAUAUCAGAAAGUUGUUUGAGAUGCUAGAAAAGAUUACUAGGACAUGUUGA